AUGGCACCUUUUGAGGCGUUGUAUGGUCAUAAGUGUCAUACUCAAUUGUGUUGGUCAGAGUUAAGUAAGAUGAUUGUUGUUGGACCGGAUCUAGUUUGGGAGGCAGAAGAUAAGUUUAAGUUGAUUUUAGAGUGGUUAAAUGCUGCUUUUGAUCAGCAAAAGUCUUAUGCUAAUUUGAAGCGUCGUGAGAUUGAGUAUGUCGUUGGUGAUUUGGUGUUCUUGAAGGUUUCAUCUUGGAAGAAGAUGUUGCGUUUUGGAUGUAAGGGUAAGCUUAGUCCGAGGUUUAUAGGGUCGUAUGAGGUGUUAGAGUGCGUAGGUCUGGUUGCAUAUCAACUUAGGUUGCCGCAUGAGCUUGAGUGUAUUCACGAUGUCUUCCACAUAUCGAUGUUGCGUAGGUAUUGGUCGAAUCCUUCUCAUGUCAUUUUGAAGGUUGAGGUUGAGGUUCACACUGAUCUUUAUUAUGAGGAAGAACCGAUAAAGAUUUUAGCUAGUGAUGUGAAAGUGUUUCGUAUUAAGUCUGUUUCGUUAGUAAAGGUGUUGUGGUGUAAUCACAAUGCUGAGGAAGCAACGUGGGAGUCCGAGGAGUUGAUGAGAUAA
This is a messenger RNA of Hibiscus syriacus, 597 nucleotides long. RefSeq lists its product as uncharacterized. Lineage: Eukaryota; Viridiplantae; Streptophyta; Magnoliopsida; Malvales; Malvaceae. Bases 1 to 597 code for a protein of 198 amino acids. The transcript has a single exon. The record is from RefSeq and is a predicted model, not a curated record.